Molecule: messenger RNA, 1210 nt
Organism: Microtus ochrogaster (prairie vole)
Lineage: Eukaryota; Metazoa; Chordata; Mammalia; Rodentia; Cricetidae
Product: zinc finger protein 120-like
Exons: 3
Coding region: 842-1108 (88 amino acids)
Biological process (GO): regulation of DNA-templated transcription
Source: RefSeq, a predicted model, not a curated record
GUUUAGGGCUGGAUGGUGCUAGCACUGUUCCCAGAUAUCAGACCCCCGCCCCGCUGAGCCCCGCAGUUAGACCCGCCCCACGCUCCUCCCCGGGCGCUCUAAGGACGCUGAAACCCUCAUCUGGUCAGCUUGGAGCUCUGGGUCGCCAGUUCCAGGCGCCCUCCACCCCUCCUCACAUCAGCCUUGGGCCUGCAGCCUGAGUCACUUACCCCGCCAUGCCCAACCCGGACCACCUCUAACCAAGGCUCCCGCCGCGCUCACCUCCUGCCCUGCGCCCUCACCAAGAACUGGUUCCUACUUUUCUUUCCUGAUUUUCUGAGGUACAUGUAACGCCCAGGAAAAAAGUACCUUUAGUUCAUUUUUACCUCAGCAUUGAACCACAGAAAAAAUACUCCCUUUUGUGUCCUUAAAUCUCUUCUGGGCAUCCUUCCACUCCUGUGACAAAGAAUAGUGGGCUGGGAGACAGCCACGCGUGUCCAGGUGGAAGAAGGAGAAGUGCCUACAGGAAGAUAGUAGGGUCUGGAACCAGAUCCAAGGACAAGUGCUAUCAAAAAGCACACAUCCACUGAUCUAGAAAAGGUCUUUGGUUUGGAAAGCAGGGUCAGCAAAUACUGUGCUGUGUCUUUAAGAAGAGGCUCACUUUAUGGGAGGUGCACUUGUCACUCAGGCAACACACUACCCAAUCAGGAACUCCAGGUAAUUUGCCAGUCAGAAAUGGUGGAGGGCGCUUCCUGGUUCCAGCUUGGCAGUGAAGUGGAAGUGGAGCCAGUCUUGUGUGCUGUUCAACUAAAACUCCUCCAGGAAACUGCGUGGAGCGCUUGUGAAAGCAAGGAAACCCGACAUGGAUGCAGUGACCUAUGAUGAUAUGCAUAUUGAUUUUACUUGGGAAGAGUGGACUUUGCUGAAUCCUUCCCAGAAGAAUGUCUACAAAGAUGUUAUGCUGGAGACCUACAGGAAUCUCACUAUUAUAGGCAUGAAGGAAGUCAAACUGGAGGGAAAACUGCCAUAUACCUUCAAAGUAUUAAAGCCAUUGCAUGUGUCAGUGAUCUUCAAAGGCAUAACAGAACUAAUCCUAGGGAGAAACCAUAUGAGUGUAAGCAAUGUGUAAAGCCCAUUGCAUGUCCCAAAAGACAUCCAAAUCAUAAAAGAACAUAUACUGGAGAGAAACCCUUUGAAUGCCAUCAGUGUGGUAAAGCCUUUGCACGUCACA